This is a messenger RNA of Apis dorsata (giant honeybee), 1793 nucleotides long. It is a transcript of the gene nau, whose product is annotated as G-box-binding factor. The transcript is spliced from 6 exons. Gene Ontology annotation, biological process: positive regulation of myoblast differentiation; regulation of transcription by RNA polymerase II; muscle organ development. Bases 483 to 1754 code for a protein of 423 amino acids. The record is from RefSeq and is a predicted model, not a curated record. Gene Ontology annotation, molecular function: RNA polymerase II cis-regulatory region sequence-specific DNA binding; protein dimerization activity; DNA-binding transcription factor activity, RNA polymerase II-specific. Lineage: Eukaryota; Metazoa; Arthropoda; Insecta; Hymenoptera; Apidae.
AACUGUUCGCUAGGAGUGGGUUUCGACGGUCGAAGAACGUGGUUCAAAAUGUGAGCGCGAGUACGAGCAUAAGUGUGAUCGAGUACGGAACUCGACGAACGUGAACGAGAGCUUGCGGUCCGCAUUCGUACACGUUUCAGGGCCACGAGCCGGCUCCCGGAAACUGCGUUGCGACGUGCGACACAUUGCAACGCUUUAAUCUUAAAGUUUUCGCUUUGAUUUUUGCGAUUUUUGAAAAUUUUCAAUCAUCGAUUAUUGAUCUCUCAUCAUUUAUAUUGUAUACAUUUUCUAUUUAUACGUUUCUUCUAUACGUUUUAUUCCAUUCACGUGUCUUCUUAUUUUUAAAUUCGUAUCAAAAUUGGAUAAUUCCAACGAUUGUCUACAGAUAGAUAGGUAGAUAGAUGGAUAGGUCCCGAGGAAAAACAGAAAUGGAAAUCGGAUCGUGGAUAUUGCUUGCGAUGUUAGGAAUCGCUUAACGGGACAUGAAAAUCGAUCGAAUCAAUCAGGAAUUUCCUUUGCAAAAAUAUAUUGAUAAUCAAAAUAUUGAUACGCGAGUCGAGAAGCGCCAUUUUAUUCGAUUCCAAACGAAAAAAGGACGGAAAGAAAAAAAAAGAGAAGGAGGAAGAAGAGAACGGGAAGAAAGUGGAAGAAAGUGGAGAAAGAUUGCACGAAAAAAAAUUUUUUAUCGGAGUGUCUUACGAGAAACGAUGACUCUUGUGACAAAUACUAUAUCUUAUGCAUGUCAAUCGAUCGGUAGAGAAUCCUACGACGUUUAUCGGCAUCAUCACUUACAACUUCGGCAUCAUAAUCACCAUCUUCAUCGUUAUUAUUACCAUCGGCAUCAUCAUCAGUAUUAUCAUCAUUAUCAUUAUCGUCGGCGACAAAGUGUAUAUACCUCUAUUGGUAAUCCUUCAAUUGAAUAUCUACAAAGACAUCUGACUGAAGAAAAUGUGGAUGAAGAAACGAAAAAUCGUGUAAUCGAGACAACUGAAAAUGACUUUGCAUUAGGAUCGACGAACUCUCAACGCUAUCAAUCGCAAUCAUUACGAUACGCGGUGGACUCAGACGACGCGUCGUCUAUUGUAUCGGUGGAUGCUUCAGCUGAUCUUGAAUCCGGUUCCGUCGAAGCCGAGGAGAGCAAUGAGGGUAACGAAUUGAAUGAAUCAAACGAAAGGAGUAACGAAUUGAACGAAACCGAACUACAUGAACAUGUGCCUCAUCCUGAGGUGGCUCUGGAUGCCACUACCUCAAUACAUGGACCUCGCCGAUGUUUACUUUGGGCUUGCAAAGCUUGCAAGAAGAAAACUGUCACUGUCGAUCGAAGAAAAGCUGCUACUUUACGAGAAAGGAGACGUUUGAGAAAAGUAAAUGAGGCAUUUGAAAUUUUAAAAAGAAGAACAAGUAAUAAUCCCAAUCAACGUUUACCAAAAGUUGAGAUUUUAAGGAAUGCAAUUGAGUAUAUCGAAAAUCUUGAAGCAUUGUUGCAGAACAAUAGAUCUUCCUUAGCUGAAGAUCAUGGCUCGGUAGAAAAUACAACAGAUACAACUUCUCCGCAAUACAUGAUGGAAAAGCUGAGACAAUUUUCAGAUCCUUUAGCAAGAUUUCAACCUAUCAAUGAAUUCGAAGAAAUGCUGGAAUCGCAAUCAUCUCAACUCAAUGGAAGCAGCUUGGAUCGCCUCAAUAUGAUUGUUCAAAGUAUCAACGGACCGAUUUGUGCAACCACCGAUACGCUUCGAUAUCCUUCGCAUCAAUGACACUAUGUUCGAAUAUCAAUACAGAUAGAGAUGUUUGAA